Molecule: messenger RNA, 3047 nt
Organism: Rosa chinensis
Lineage: Eukaryota; Viridiplantae; Streptophyta; Magnoliopsida; Rosales; Rosaceae
Product: probable receptor-like protein kinase At2g23200
Exons: 2
Coding region: 92-2524 (810 amino acids)
Biological process (GO): protein autophosphorylation
Cellular component (GO): plasma membrane; plasmodesma
Molecular function (GO): transmembrane receptor protein tyrosine kinase activity; ATP binding
Source: RefSeq, a predicted model, not a curated record
UUCUGUCUUGCACAAUUUACAUGCUCAUUGAACUCCAUCGUCCUUCUAAAGUUCUAGGUAUUGGCAAAUUCACCCUAGUUCAUCAUUUGCCAUGGGGCAUCUUCGUAUCCCAUUACUCUCUCUGCUUGUUUUUCUCCUCAACCUCUCAUCCUUUCACUUUCUCUCUUUAGCUGAUGAUUAUUUCAUCAACUGUGGUUCACAUGAAAAUGUGAGCCUCACUUCUGGCCAGAAUUUCUCUGGGGAAUCGAAGUCUGCAGGUUACUCUUUCUCCAAAAGCAAGGCUGUCAAAGACAUCAACCAGUUGCCAGAUAUAUCACCUCUAUAUAAGACAGCAAGAAGUUUCAAUAAACCAUUCUACUACCAGUUCAGCAUCACUGAAGAUGGUACUUAUCUGGUACGCUUACAUUUCUCAGCUUUCUCCUCCUCCUCCUCCUCAAAUAAUCUCUCCACGGCUGUUUUUGGUGUUUUGGAUUCUAAGAAUUUCACACUGUUGAACAAUUUCACCGCCAAGAACACUACCUACUCCCCUGUGAUAAAGGAAUUCUUUCUCCGAAUUGAUAUCACCGACUCAUUUAGACUAUAUUUUACUCCUCAACCAUCAUCUUUUGCAUUUGUAAAUGCCAUAGAAUUAUUCCUUUCCCCUGUAGAUUUCAUCCCUGAGAACUAUACCAGUAAUCUCCCUUUACAUACAAUUUACAGACUCAACGUUGGAGGCUCACCAGUAAAUGACACAAUAGGGAGAAAAUGGGAAACAGAUGAUAGUCAUAUCUCUGAUCAAAACUCUGCAAAGAAAGCCACUCCUCAAAGUACACUCAAUUUAGAUCGCUACGGAAAAAUUGAUGGUUUGGUUGCAUCUAAUGCGUCUGUAGCCCCACUUUUAGUUUACCAGACUGCUAGAGAGAUGACGAAUGUCACUAGUAACAUAACAUGGCUUUUUAGUGUGAGUAGUAAAGCUAGACACAUUGUCCGGGCUCACUUCUGUGAUAUUGUUGGUCAGCCUGGUAACAUUAUAUUUAACUUGUAUGCAAAUGGCAACUUCCGCAAGGAGAUCGGCAUCAUUUCUCAAUAUUCGGCUGUUCCCUUCUUCUAUGACUUUGUGGUGAAUUACAGUGAGUCUGAACUCUUUAAUAUUAGCAUAAGACCUAACAAUGGUGCUUCUGAACAAAAUGCAUUUCUAAAUGGUCUGGAAAUAUUGGAGAUAGUGGAGGGAUUAGCUCCAAUUCCCAAUGUGAAAGAGUCCAAGAAGAAUGUUGUGGCUCCUGUAGUUGGUUCAGUUCUUGGAGGCCUGUCACUCAUCUGCGUUUUAACAGUUGGAUUUGUGUUUGGUUUCAGACACAGAAAGGCAGAAAAGCAUGUGGAGACUUCAGUUUGGUCACCAAUGCCUGCAAAUGGAGGAGGGAGUUCUCACAGCUCCGCUCUCAAUCUAGAUUAUCUUGGGUUGAAGAUAUCUUUCAAUGAAAUUCAGUCUGCAACAAACAACUUUGACACAAAGUUGGUGAUAGGUAAGGGUGGCUUUGGGAAUGUUUAUAGAGGCACUCUUUUGAAUGGCACAAAAGUGGCUGUGAAGCGAGCUUAUAAGCGAGAUGAGCAUGGGUCAGGAUCAGGCCAAGGCCUCCUAGAAUUCAAAACAGAAAUCAUAGUGUUAUCGAAAAUCCGCCACCGCCAUCUUGUCUCCUUAAUUGGUUAUUGUAAUGAAAGGUCUGAAAUGAUACUAGUGUAUGAGUUCAUGGAAAAAGGGACGUUGAGAGAUCAUUUGUAUGAUUCAGACGUGCCUCGCUUGUCGUGGAAUCAAAGACUUGAAAUUUGUACUGGAGCAGCAAGGGGUCUUCAUUAUCUCCACACAGGUGCAGCUAGGGGAAUCAUUCACCGAGAUGUCAAGUCCAGCAACAUAUUGCUUGAUGAAAACCAUGUUGCCAAAGUUGCUGACUUUGGCCUUUCGAGAUCUGGAGCUCUCGAUGAAACGCAUGUCAGCACUAAUGUUAAAGGCACUUUUGGUUACCUUGAUCCUGAGUACAUGAUGUCUGAACAAUUGACAGAAAAAUCUGAUGUUUACUCAUUUGGUGUAGUUCUUCUUGAGGUGUUAUGUGGAAGACCUGCUAUUGAUCCAACGCUUCCAAGAGAGCAAAUGAACUUGGCUGAAUGGGGAAUGCUUUGCAAGAAAAAAGGGUUGCUUGAACAGAUUGUUGAUUCUUCAUUGAAAAAUCAGAUUGAUCCUAGCUCACUAAGAACUUUUGGUGAGACGGCUGAGAAGUGUUUGCAAGAUGAUGCUUCUGAUAGGCCAACAAUGGCCGAUGUGCUGUGGGAUUUGGAAUAUGCAUUACAGCUUCAGAAAACAACAAAGCUUAAAGAGGCUCAUGAGGACAGCACCACCAUUGCUGCUUCAUCAGCAGCAUUCAGUUUGCCAAUUGUUCAGCGUUUUCCUUCACUUGGUUCGACAACAAAUGGAGAUGAUACGAGGGACAGCGACUUGGACACAACAGAAAACAAAAUUUUCUCCCAAUUGAAAAUUGGUGAUGCCAGAUAGAUGUAAGUCAGGAAGCACCAGGAGGAUGUCUUUGCAAGUUUACUGCUUUCUUAUAAAGAAAGGCCAUUCAUCAGAGAACAAAUUCUUCAACAUACGCUUGAGAUAAGUUGCUAUUAUAUAUUUAUCAAUCUAGACACUGGAAAUUAUGUGUUCUACUUGCCCAACGUGUGGUUGGCUUGAUGUUGGGAUCAUUGAUUUUAUGUUUAGAGAGUUAAGAGAGUCAGUGAGAUGGAGGUUGAUAUGAGUUUAUGACCAAAAGGUAAUUAAACGACUCAGCAUGCCUAAAGCUGUUCCAUUGGACUGGAGCUAUGUUUAAAGCACAUCCAACUGUGCACGAUGUUCUCUCUUGAAUGAUUAGGCAGAACAUAAUUAGAGUACUUUAAUGUAUUAAUCCUUCUGAUAAAUUCAAGUGAUCGAAAAAAUGUGUAUAGUACGUAUUAUCGCAUAGCACACUGAUUCCUUGUUUCUCUUUUUGUGUUAUGGUUUUUUAAGAAUAAGAAUAGCACAGUGAUAUCUUUUCUUC